This is a messenger RNA of Cynocephalus volans (Philippine flying lemur), 2611 nucleotides long. RefSeq names its product fibulin 5 (gene FBLN5). Gene Ontology annotation, molecular function: calcium ion binding. The record is from RefSeq and is a predicted model, not a curated record. Lineage: Eukaryota; Metazoa; Chordata; Mammalia; Dermoptera; Cynocephalidae. Gene Ontology annotation, biological process: elastic fiber assembly. The coding region runs from base 213 to 1802 and encodes 529 amino acids. The transcript is spliced from 11 exons.
UCGCAGCCGAGCGCGGCCGGGCAGGGCUGUGCCUCCGCCCCGCGCCGAGCUCCGGGUGCUGGCAGGCGCCCCGAGAUUGUCGUGAGGCGUCUGGCCAGUGGGUGAGCGCUGUAAUCUGAACCAGCUGUGUCCAGACCGAGCCCCAUUUGCAUUGUUUAACAUACUUAGAAAAUGAAGUGUUCAUUUCUAACAUUCCUCCUGCAAUUGGUUUAAUGCUGGAUUCCUGGAGCGGGCUAAGCAGAACCAGGUGCUCGCUCCGGGGGCUCUCCAGUGGCUCGGAGGACCCAGGCGCUCGCCCCUCGUGCUCCCCGCGCCUCGCUCGGCCCCUCUGGGACGGGAACCUCGGCGCGCCCCGCGGGCCCCGAGGAGGCCGGAGUGCACGGUCGCCCCCAGGGUCCCGCCGGCCACCUCUUCGUCUUUUCCGCCUUUGCGUCUCCUCCUCGCGCAUCUCGGACAUGCCAGGAUUAAAAAGGGUAUUCACCGUUACCAUUCUGGCUCUCUGUCUUCCAAAUCCUGGGAAUGCACAGCCACAGUGCACUAAUGGCUUUGACCUGGACCGCUCGUCAGGACAGUGCUUAGAUAUUGACGAGUGCCGGACCAUCCCUGAGGCCUGCCGAGGAGACAUGAUGUGUGUUAACCAAAACGGUGGCUAUUUAUGCAUCCCCCGAACAAACCCGGUGUAUCGAGGGCCCUACUCGAACCCCUACUCGAACCCCUACUCAGGUCCAUAUCCAGCAGCGGCCCCACCGCUCUCAGCUCCCAACUACGCCACGAUCUCAAGGCCACUCAUAUGCCGCUUUGGAUACCAGAUGGAUGAGGGCAACCAGUGUGUGGAUGUGGACGAGUGUGCAACAGACUCCCACCAGUGCAACCCUACCCAGAUCUGCAUCAAUACGGAAGGAGGGUACACCUGCUCCUGCACUGAAGGGUAUUGGCUUCUGGAAGGCCAGUGCUUAGACAUUGAUGAAUGUCGCUAUGGUUACUGCCAGCAGCUCUGUGCAAAUGUUCCUGGAUCUUAUUCCUGUACGUGCAACCCUGGUUUUACCCUGAAUGAGGAUGGAAGGUCUUGCCAAGACGUAAACGAAUGUGCAACUGAGAACCCCUGCGUGCAAACCUGUGUCAACACCUAUGGCUCUUUCAUCUGCCGCUGUGACCCAGGAUAUGAACUUGCGGAUGAUGGUGUUCACUGCAGUGAUAUGGACGAGUGCAGCUUCUCUGAGUUCCUCUGCCAACAUGAGUGUGUGAACCAGCCCGGCACAUACUACUGCUCCUGCCCUACAGGCUACAUCCUGCUGGAUGACAACCGAAGCUGCCAGGACAUCAAUGAGUGUGAGCACAGAAACCACACAUGCAACCUGCAGCAGACUUGCUACAAUUUGCAAGGAGGCUUCAAAUGCAUUGACCCCAUCCGCUGUGAGGAGCCGUAUCUGCAAAUCAGUGAUAACCGCUGUAUGUGUCCUGCUGAGAAUCCUGGCUGCAGAGACCAGCCCUUUACCAUCUUGUACCGAGACAUGGAUGUGGUGUCAGGACGCUCCGUUCCCACUGACAUCUUCCAGAUGCAAGCAACGACCCGCUACCCUGGGGCCUAUUACAUUUUCCAAAUCAAAUCUGGGAAUGAGGGCAGAGAAUUCUAUAUGCGGCAAACGGGCCCCAUCAGUGCCACCCUGGUGAUGACACGCCCCAUCAAAGGGCCCAGGGACAUCCAGCUGGACUUGGAAAUGAUCACUGUCAACACCGUCAUCAACUUCAGAGGCAGCUCUGUGAUCCGACUGAGGAUAUAUGUGUCUCAGUACCCAUUCUGAGCCCCGGGCUGGAGCCUCUGACACUGCCUCUCACCAGCACCAAGGGACAGGAGAAGAGAGGAAACAAGAGAGAGAAUGAGAGCGAGACAGAUGUUACGCUUUCCUGCUGAACGUUGCCCUGAGGAGUCAGCCUGGAUGUCCCCCACCUGUACUAUUGCAGACCCAUCACUCUGAAGGGCAUGCCGCCCCCAGUUCCUAUGAUGCAGUUACCAAAAAGUAUUAUCAUGCACCCCUCGAUGUGAGGUCCUCGGUGAUUUUUCAAGGCCUUCAGUUUAUUUCCAUAUUUUCCAAAGAGAACAGAUUAGGUUUGCUGGGGUGUGAGUCUGUGUUGAAAGACUGUGAACAGCUUGCUCUCACUCUUCCACGCCUUUUUUCUCUCUCUCGCUGCGUUGCUGCUUUGCUGAGGCCCCAAGAGCUCACGGGGAACACUGGGUAUAGCUAGUUAGCUUCUUGCGUGUACUGAGAAGGCUAUGGAAACAAACCACAGCAGGAUCUAAGACUUUUUAAAGAGUCUAUUUCAAAACCAUGUCUGGUAUUUUCAGCCAUAAAGAAAGUUCAGUUGUCCUUAAAUUUGUAUAACUGUUUAUUGCUUUCUUGUUCAUUUCGAGUAUUUUUUUUUUUAAUAAGUGGUAGAAUUCUUUCAAAAGGCUUUCAGAUACAUGUUAUAUUCUGUCUUCCCAAACCCAGUCUCCUCGCCAUUUUAGCCCAUUGUUUUCUUUGAGGACCCCUUAAUCAUGCUUUCUUUAGAAUUUCUACCCAACUGGGUUGGAAGGCAGAGGUCUCCAAACUUGAUUAAAUAUUUGAAGAGA